This is a messenger RNA of Anopheles merus, 1300 nucleotides long. RefSeq names its product serine protease snake-like. The record is from RefSeq and is a predicted model, not a curated record. The transcript is spliced from 4 exons. Gene Ontology annotation, biological process: proteolysis. The coding region runs from base 101 to 1069 and encodes 322 amino acids. NCBI's taxonomy places the organism in Eukaryota, Metazoa, Arthropoda, Insecta, Diptera, Culicidae. Gene Ontology annotation, molecular function: serine-type endopeptidase activity.
CGUUUUUAUAAACAUAAACAUGUUGCCAGUAGUGAAAAUUUAGUAUAAAUAGAGACCCGCACGAUCGGAAAGAGCCUGUGCCGUCUGCGAGUGUUUAAUAAUGUCCGGGAAAACAAUGUCCAUCUGGAUGGUGCAAUGUGUGGUGCUUGUAUUGGUGCUAGGCCGAUGGGAUUACAUCGCUCAAGGUCAACGGCUGACCACCCGAAAAUGUGAAGAGUACCGAAAUAUAGUGGUCAACCGAACGUCGUUGGUACCACUCACAAUUAAUUCGAAACCGAUCAGGUUCGAGGUGUACAACUGUACCAACGUCGUCCAGCUGAUCGUCGGCGGGGAGCAGGCAAAGUACGGCGAGUUUCCGCAUCACGCCCUACUAGGCUAUCCUAGGAAGGAUGGAGAGAAAGGUUACGAUUUUCUCUGCGGUGGUACGCUCAUCAGCGAUCAGCACAUCCUGACCGCUGCUCACUGCUUCAAUGACGGUGAUCCGGUAAUUGUACGGGUCGGUGAGUACGAUACCAAGUCGGAAUCAAACGACGAAUAUGAUAGCGACAUUUUAAGCAUCCGGCGACAUCAGGACUAUUUGACCACACGCUCGUACCAUGAUAUUGCGCUGGUGAAGCUAAAGUACCCGAUCAUCCUAUCGAAACACAUCCGGCCAGCCUGUCUGUGGGAGACGGAGGAGCGCAACAGUACGCGCUACAUUGCGACCGGGUUCGGGUAUAACGAAACGUUCGGCACUACACUGUCCACCGUGAUGAUGAAGGUGAAUCUGGACGAGUUUCCGGUCAGUGAUUGUAAGCACAGUUUUAAGGGCCAUCUAAAGUUUCGUCAGGGUGUUCAUGAUGGACAGUUGUGCGUCGGUAGCAUCGUCGAGGGUCGUGAUACCUGCCAGGGCGAUUCGGGUGGACCGCUGCAGUUGGUGACCAACCCGAGGUCCUGCUCGUUUGCGGUGGUUGGCAUCACGUCCAUUGGGAGGGUUUGUGGCAUUGGCAAUGCGAAGGCGAUCUACACGAAGGUAUCACAUUAUGUUGACUGGAUAGAAGACAACGUGUGGGGUGUUAAUGCGAUGUGAGAGUGGUAAAUAAAAAUGUCACCACAAUACUAUCGCACGGUAGAAAUAUCAUUCAGGUUGCUCCAAGUGUUGUGUCGGUAAGAACUUAUUUUUCAUAACAUAAUACGACAUAGCGAUUCAGAUAAAAUACAUAAGGCGAAACUCAUCCCGGAAAAUCAUGAUAAAAUAGAACAUAUAACAGAAUAUGAAAAUGGUUUUGAGAACAGAUAUGUGAAACAGAUAAAAAACUCC